Molecule: messenger RNA, 1329 nt
Organism: Notodromas monacha
Lineage: Eukaryota; Metazoa; Arthropoda; Ostracoda; Podocopida; Cyprididae
Source: the annotation of a GenBank genome assembly
AUGGGUGCUAGUGGAUGCUCUCGAUCCGGUUGCUUCGCCCAUGUCCCGGGAAACAAGGAACGCAGGGAAACUAGCCUUCUGAAAACAACAAUCGGGUACGUGGUCAUUAUUCCCAGCGGGACGCACCGAAUGGGCUCCAGUAAAUUACGAAGUACGGGGGAAAAACUCGACGGGGAGCGAGGACUUCGGCCUGGGGAGCCGUUUCCUGGGACAAAAACGGCGGUGGUUCCAAAUGGUGCCGCCGGAGAAUAUCCAGCUGCUUCUCACUCGGCAACAUUGCCACUUUUCAAUCGACAAGCAUCUCUGUAUAGGAUCAGAAGCCCGACCGUCGUCAUGAGAAACAUGGUUCCCGGAAUCGAAGCCAAGAGGUUAUACCUGGAAUCUGAAGAGCACGAAACUUAUCUAUCGACAAGCGACUCGCAUCGGAAAGACUCCCAGCAGCCAAAGCAGGUAAACUUUGGAACUGACGUGCAGCACCGGGAACAAACGAGAACAUGCGUAAUAAAAACGACGGGACACAUGAAAAAAGUAAUCAUCGAGAGAAUAGAGGAGUUCUCAUGGGCUCUGAAAUGCCGGGAAUCAACACACAUCGACCGCGAUUACGGAGCGUUUCGCGGAGUCCAGGAACAGACGCGUUCACGCACAGCAGGACAAAUAAUUGCUCCGGGUCAUGCAGCCACCGACAAGGGCCAUCAUCUAUUCUAUUCUAAGAAAAUCCCCCGAGACAAUCCCGGCGUGUCAAGUCCCCAACCCAGUAACCGUUUGUCAGCCAACGCGGAGUCCGCGACGGGCAGACGCGUCGUCCUCGUCUACCCGUCGUCGGAAAUGCAUACCUGUGUCGAUUCGGUGCAACGUGACCCCGGUUUGUUCAUGCCUUGCUCGCGGCAACUCAAGACCAACGAUGUUAACACAAAAGGCUUUGAAUCUACGGCGAAGAAGAAGACGAUGCUUGGUUGCGACUGCGAGGGCUUCAUUAACGUGUGGGAUCAGUUCGACAAGGAAACCAUUGAUCACCUGAAUCAAUGCGAUUGCGGUUGGAGAUUAUCUGAUGGACGAUGCGAGGAACGACGGUGUCCCUGGGGCCAAGCUUAUUUUGCCAGCAACGCAACAUGCGUCGGCGUGGAUCACCGAUCUUCGAAGUUAUUCUGCAAACCGGGGCAGACAAUUUACGUUGAUCCGCGAAAAGGUAAUGCAGAAUGCGACUGCUUCGAGGACUACAUAUACUGGCCGGCGAACGAUCGUUGCUACGCAGCCUACACACGUGGACCUUGCCCCGAGGCUAUGAUGCUGCUACUAAGCGACGAAUCACAGGCGAGUAAUUUUGACUGA